Messenger RNA from Paraphaeosphaeria sporulosa, 1834 nucleotides. Its product is annotated as MFS general substrate transporter. Gene Ontology annotation, molecular function: transmembrane transporter activity. Gene Ontology annotation, biological process: transmembrane transport. NCBI's taxonomy places the organism in Eukaryota, Fungi, Ascomycota, Dothideomycetes, Pleosporales, Didymosphaeriaceae. The transcript has 4 exons. The coding region runs from base 173 to 1792 and encodes 539 amino acids. The record is from RefSeq and is a predicted model, not a curated record.
ACCGAACUUGCUCGUGACUCGGGGCAGAAUGUUGAGGCACGAGCCAGUCUAGAAUGCGGAGUUGUUCCGACUCCAGAAUUCAGCGAUAUUGUGGAGACCCCAGGUCCGAAGAUGCACAUAUAAUCCAUGCUCUGGCCUGUGGCAGUGGCAGCAUCUCGCUUUAACCGACAGCAUGGAUACCGGCGAUAAGCAGAAAGCCUUCUCUCAAAACAUCGAAUUCGCUGGCGAUGGAAAACAGGGCAGCGGUGGCGGCACAGUGGGAGAGAUCCUGCUUGUUUCUGGGCAGGAUGAGAUCCGCAGAGUGCCCGUUCCCACGAAUGAUCCCAACGAUCCUCUGAACUUGAGUAAAUGGCGGAAGAUCGGUGUGACAGUUACAUGUUGCUGGUUCUCCGUUUUCUCAUUGUUGGCCAUAUCCGGCACUGGACCUUUCAUGGCCACGUUAUAUGGCCUGUACGGCGCACAAGGACAUAGUCCAGAGGAGAUCACUGGUCUCAACACGUAUUCCACCAUGGUCAUGGCCUUUGGGGCCCUCGGAUUGCUGCCACUGGCUUUUGUCUUCGGCAGACGUCCCAUCUUUCUGUUCGCUGUCACUUUGGCUUUUGUCUCGAACAUCACCGCUGCGACCAGCGAGAAUUUCCGCGGACAUUUUAUCAGUCGCAUAUUCCUCGGACUCGCCACGGGAGCUACUGAGUCCCUGCUUCCCCUAAUCCUCUCCGAUAUCACGUUUUUGCACGAACGCAGCUUUUACUUCGGCUUGUACUGGAGUGUCCAGAAUUGCGUCAACUCGGGAUUAUUGAUCGCUAUAUCGUACCUGGUCGCUGAUGCAACCUGGAGGUGGUUCUACUGGCUCUUUUCUAUCACACUCGGUGUCUCGGCCCUUCUCGUCGUCUUUUGUUGCCCAGAAACCAAGUUCCAUCGAUCUCCUACUUCUCUGAAUGGCCAAGUAAUCUUCACAGACGAGUUUGGUCACACCCAAAUCCUUACUGACGAUGAGGCCAUUGCUGCGUUUGGGUCGGUUGAUGGGCCAGCUGAGGUCGUCGCGGAGAAGAAGACCUUCGCACAAGAACUGAAACCCUGGAGCCCUGUAACUCCGAACGGGACAAAGGUCUUACUGGGUGCUUACCUCAAGAUUUUCAAGAGCUUCACUUCUCCGGGAGUGAUUUUCUCUUUGAUGAUGUCUUCUAUCUCGUUAGGUGUGGGGAUCGCUAUUACGCUCGUAUACAGCACCGUCCUACAAGAGUCCUAUCAUUGGUCACCCAAGUCAGUAGGGCUUUUCAAUGCUGGAGUAAUGCCUGCCUGUUUCGCAGCCAUGUUUUAUUCCGGUUGGGCUGCUGACAAGAUCAAUGUGUGGCUAGCGCGUCGUAAUGGUGGCGUGCACAAGCCGGAGCAUCACCUGGUGCAUAUGAUCGUUCCCGGUCUCGCCGGAAUUGUUGGCAUUGUUCUUAUCGCUGUUUGCGCUGAGCGUCCAGACAAGUAUAGUGCAUGGGGUAUGGUCGUCGGCUGGGCUAUCUACGAGUUCUCUUUCACGGCCAUCAUCAUCACCACCACUACAUUUGCAGCCGAGGUCAUUCCGGAGAAUCCGGGGGCUGCCAUGGUUGUCGUGGUUGGAGGCAAGAACAUAGUCUCUUUUGGUGCUGCGCAGGGUAUCAUUCCAAUGGUGGCCAAGUUCUCCUACUUGACAAGCUUUAUGAUCUUGCUGGGGAUCUUCUCUGGCAUCUGCUUGUUGGGCGUCCCUGUUUAUUUUUUGAACUCGAGAUGGCGGAAGAUUGCCACGCGGGCUGAGAGUCAGUAGAGGAUUCCAGAGGAAGGGAGAUGUUGUUGUACACUGGCACCG